CACGUGCCCUGACUUCGAGGCAAAUGAGCCACUAGUUGAAGCAGUCAACACUCAGCACCAACCGAAGGAUCUAAGCUGCCGUGAACGAGACAAGAAGGCCAGCGACCCCUCUCUGCCCCCCGGGAGAGCGGCGCUGCACCAAGAUAACCCUACCUACGGCUGCGUCUCGUCCAAGGCUCCCUCUGCCCCGUCCAGGUCCGCUGGCAGGGAAGGGGGGUCCACGCGCAAGGUGAGCAGCGUGACCCUCAAGAUCGAGAACGGCCUCUUCGCUACCGUCGGCAAGGAGAGCAAGGGGCGCGCCAGGGACCGUCGACCCCUGGACCCGGCUUUCCCCGACGUCGUGCCGCCGCCUCCUCCAGCUGUCGUCAUUGUCCAGAAGCAAAGCCCCGAGGAUCCCAAAGUGGACGAGGAGGCCGCGGCGGGCUGGAAGAGAGCCACCGUGACCAUGAGUGGGACCUUCCUAGCGCGCUGCGUGAAGAUCGAGGACCUGAGCAGCCGGGACACCGGGGACGACAGCCGGGAGGUGGGACGCCAUCCGCCCGAGCGGCGUGAGAGCGGCCGGUUCCCUUCGGCGGCGCGACUCCUUCGGUCUCUCGGGCGGAACAGAGACGACGAUGGCGGCGGGGCGCGCGCCAGGGACACGUCGGAGCCCCGCCUCUCCCGCUCCAACCCGCACUACCACUCCGAGGGGAAGGGCCUCAAGAAGAAGAACAACUGGGCGUCGGAGCGCGAGCUCAACAACUCGCUGAGCCCCGUGCAGAAGGAGCGCAGCCACAGCUUCUGCGAGAAGGCCGACACCAAGCGGCGCUACUCCUACCACGAGAACAAGGUGCUGCGCGACGAGGCCAGGGCGCGUCUCGACCGCCAUGAGGAGGCCGCCUCCGCGAGCACCAACGCCUCGCCCAAGAGCCAGCUGGACGCCCUGGGCCCAGACCUCACGAAAGACGCCCGUCCAGCCACGCCGCCCACACCCACGCCCACCUCCGUGCAGUCCUCGACCCCUGAUGACACCUCGCACGAGAACAUUUAUGAGAACCUGCCCGCCCACACCAUGAAGGAGGGCGACUUGAAGGGGAGUCAGGAGGCCUCGGAGAGCGGGGCGACGGAGGCGCAGACGAGGCCCAUCGAGAGGGCGGAGAGGGAGCGGCGGUCCGUGAGGAAGCUCACAAAGGACUCCGGCUACGAGACGUCUCCGUACAGCGAAACCGACUACGCGAACAUCGAUCUCUACUCUGACGCCGACGCCACUGCGGAUGGCGACGGCGAUGACAUUACCCUGGCGCCAGAAUCUGAGCUGGCGCCGCCCUCGCCCGCGCCCGACGCCCAAGCACCCGAUCGCCAGCCCGACCACGCCCAUCUGCACACAUCCAGUCAAAUAAGUGGCGGCGGCACCCUUGAUCGCCGAGCCUCGUGGCAGCCUCAGGGGAGCACUUGCGGCGCAGAAGCCUCCCAGGACUCUUCCUCUGGCGAGGCCACUGUCACCGAAGCCAGCAGGGGCGCCUCUCCAUCCUCCUUCAGUUCCUCCUCGCGGGGCGCGUCUUCCGAGUCCACCACCCUCACCAGGUCCUCGGCGGGGCGGGCCUCCUCCAGACGGUCUCCGCUGCCGCGAUACCCGUCGGCAGAGAGCCUCACCUCCUUCGCUGAGUCGCUAGUCAAUCCAGGUGGUGCCAGUUCGUCCUCGUCCUCUCUGGUGCCAGCCAAGAGCACGCCCUCGCUGCACCAGAAUGCCGCCCACGCUCACGCCUUCGCUAGCAGGAACUCAAGUGUGAACGCUGCACUGCACGCCUCCAGGUCAACGCCGAACCUUGACGAUGCCGAGGAUGGCAGCAGUAUGGUGACCAAGAAGUCCUCCAUGUACUCGUACCUUCACGGCACAUCCUCAUCCUCCAGUAAGGGCGGCAUGGGCGGCUCUGGAGUCGUGGGCGGCCGAUAUUGGGACGUGACAAUGGGCGCCGAUGACACUCCAGACCGCGAAGACUACGCUCACCACCUCCGGUCUUCCUCUUACCAGCUCCUGCACUCUCGCCAGCUGUCCGCCCUGAGCUCGGGCUCGGCGGGCUCCUACCACAGUCGGCAGCACUCCAACACAUCCAACUACAGCGAGUCCGAUGACCUGAGUCCUCGCGCUGACGUGGGUCCCGGACACACCCACCAUGCCCACCACCAUGGCAUGGACCGGGCUCGCUUCUUCUCCUACGACAACCUGGGCCCGGAGUCAGCGUCCCACAAGUACCAUGGGUCAUGGAACAUGUCAGAGCCCGACCUGACCCUCGCCCCUCCACCUUACUCCCCGCCCGGGCCGGGCUUUCAGCACUCGUCACCCAUUUCACCCAUUCCGCCCACAUCCGCGCCGCCGCCGCCGCCGCAGACGUCGGUGCGGCAUUCCCCCACUUCAAGCGCCCCUUUGUCCACAGGGCGGCACCCCUCGUCACCUCCGCCGCCUCCGGUGCGCGACGCCUCUAGUCUCAAGUACAUCAAGUACGGCCCCGGCCACGAGAAGUACCCGUCCUGGCCCGUGCCCGCCGCCGCUGCCAACCAAGUCAUGCCGCCGGGACCCCCUGCGCAUGACGCCAACGUGUCCGGCCUGCCUGAGUCGUCCCUCUCCCCAGCGCCGCAGGGCUCCCAUCGCUCCAAGUCAUGGACGGAGCAGUCGGAAUACCCGAAGGAGAAGUCAGGGGGCUACGCCCGCCCGUAUAACAAGAAGCCUUUCAAUCCGUCCUUCCAGAGGCAGCUCAAAACUGUGAUGGAACGAACGGAGAAGCUCCCCAAGGAGGCGCUGCAUAACAACCUCCGGGAAGAUAUGUUUUCCAGCUCAAAUUAUUCCUUCAUGGAUUCCUACUAUAAGCCUUCCAGUGCCUACUACCCGCUGUACGACCGUGACGGCCGGCCCUUAGAUGACAAGGAUUACAGCAUCCCGUCGCCCCCGGAGCGAGACCUCGGCCCCAUGGGCGAGGCCACGCUGGGCCAAGUCACAGCAGCGCAGUUCGAAGAGUAUGCUCGCCGUUACGAAGAGUUUGGCUACGCCGACUUGAUAGGGACGACGCCGCUGUUGGACCAACUCCGCCGGGAGUCGGUGACAUGGGACGGCAGCUCUGAGCGGGACUCCGGCCGUGGAGAGAGCGAGAGUGUGGCAGACAGUGCCCGUUACAGUAAUGGCCGAGAAAGUGUCACCACAGUUGUCACGAACUCUUCGUCGGCGUCAUCGUCAGAAACACUCAAAUGGCAUGGCUCCCUCUCUGAUAUUUCCAUCAUGUCGGGUCACUCCCGAGACCCUCGCGGCGACCACAACAUUGUUCACAGCUCGCGAGUCCAAGCACCACAAAGGCAUAACAGCGAGUCGGUCCUAUACUACGGCGUCGACGGAAGGGGAAAGCCGCCUCACGGGAGACUCGGCCAUGAGUCCAGAGACCAUCGUGACCUCAGAAGGUCCAUCAGAGACACAGAGUCCGGCUACCCUCGGCCCUCGCGCGAAGGGAAGUGGAGUCGAGAAGUAGAGAGAAACAAUGAGAUGAACAACCUGAAGAAAUUCCCAUCCUACUCGUACACACAGCCUUUGUCGCAGAUCACAGAGGCCCCCACGGCAGAGAUGCGGGAAACGCCUCGCUCGCCCACUCGCUCACCUCAGAGCCCCACCAUAGACAUUAGUAAACCGCCGUCCGUGGCUGAGCGCAUUCACGAGUUGGAGCGCCAGUCAAGAAGUACUGCCCCGGAGGGGACGUCGUCACGCUGGCCCCGGGACCAGAGUGGCUCCAGGGAGAGAGGGGAGUCCAGAGAUCUCCGCGAGACCAAGAGGCCACGCGAAGAUUCCACAUCACAGGACACACGGGAAAGUUGUGAUGCGGCGGAAUCUCGACCUUCGAAAGAGCCGAGAGAUCCCAGGGAACAUCGAGAUAACAGGGACCUUAGCAGAGAACACAGGGAGCCCGGCGAGACGAGGGGCCAUCAGCGACGUGGCUCUCGGGACUCGCAGCGAGGAGACAUGCGGCUUGAAUUCUCACGAACAGAGCAGAAAUGUGAAAAUGGUGACACCCUUCGUUCUCCCUCCACCUUGGGACCCUCGGCUUCACGGUCGCCUACACAGAAGGACGCCGACGGAAGACCCUUUGGCCAUGAAAACUUCCAGAAUCUCCUCAAUACCUUCACAGAGGUUGAUCGUAGUGACCGAGUAGAUCGCGUAUUAGAACGGCCCGAGAGAACGAGCAGCAACGUUUCGUACUCGUAUCUGGACCCAGAGAAGAAGCUCAAGGUAUCGGACGCCACACUCAAGAGCAUACAGAAACAGGCGGUCAUGUCGUUCUAUGAGAGACACGCCGGGAAAAGCUCAGGCGGUGCGUCUCUCAGUGAUCUCAGUUCUGCGAGCAGUCAGUCAAGCCUGGUGUCCUCUCCGACGGCGUCCGAGGGAUCACAGGGCAAGUGGAGUGGCGCUUCACACGCUUCAAUGAUCCAGACCGUGAGGACAGACCGGUCUGGGCGCGCUGGCAAGGGACUGGCUCGCUUGGGUCGGGUUCCGGAGGGCGAGAGUGAUGAGCACUCGCUAAAACCACCUCGGCGGCGGUCCAUGAGUGGCCGCGACUCCGGGAGCGAAGGUGGUGCUGACGACCUCUCCAAGGCUGGCUCCUCUCAGAGGUCAUCCCUGGCGUCUGAAACCGCUUCAUCCUCUCGGAGCGAGCAACCUCCAGCGCUUCCACAGAAGCAGUCCCAACAAGUUCAUCAGGAGCCUGUAACUCGGACUUCGGUGACGUCAUCACAAUUGUCCAUCUCCGCCAAUGAGGACGCCAGACAUUCAGAGGAGGCGGAGCCUACGAAAGAUGACGACAGCUCGAGCCGUGCUCCGCCCAGCAGGGGCCUCCUCGAGGGCAUCCUUCCCGCGUCAGACCUUGCCCCCUUCCCGCCCCUUCAGAGCGAGCCGCCCAAGCCGCCCUCCCUGCCCCCUCCCGCCCACGACGAGCCGCCCCCGCGCCCGCCCGAGCGCCCUCCCAAGAAGCCCACGCUGCGCUCGCUGUUCCACGGGCCCAACGCCGACUCCGCCCACGCACACAAUGGCCCAUCGGCCGCCCACGCCAGUGCGGCGCCCUCCGCCCACCCCAACGCCCACGCUGAAAAAAGCAGUAAUGACUCGGAGAUGCGGCGGAUAGAAGAGUCGGCCAAUGAGCUGCGGAAUCUCUCGCCCGCACGCCCAUACUACUACCGUAAGCCCCCGGCUCCUGACCCGCCUAAAUCUCCGGAAGCAACGGCUGCGGCCCCGGCGGCGCCAGCCUCGGCAGCGCCGGCGGCGGCGCCUACACCCAGCUCCCCACGGCCGCCGCGGUCCCCCCGCACAGCCCGCCUCCACACCUCGCCCGCUCACGCCGCCCACUUAGUGGCGCCCACGAGCCCGACGUCCCGCUCCUCCACGCCCGACCUCCCGCCGCCCCCGCCGCCGCCGGUCACAGACGGCGAGGUAGUGCUCAACGAUGACCCCCUUCCGCCCCCGCCCACGCCCUCGGAGGUGGCGUCUGCUCCCACUGAAGCGCCGCCCGUGCCUCCGGAUUCACCCCCGCGAGAGCGCCUCACUGGCACGCCCCCUCCAGUGCCGCGGGAUGCCUCCAAGAACAUCAUCACGCCGCACAAAUUUAAGUACCUUUUGGUUGAUAUGAGAAACAAGGACGUGAACUCUGCGCGGUUCACUCAUCCCGAGUGCGCGCUCACGGUGAUCAUUGUCCUCGACAUGCCCAGCCCGGAGGACGCAUGGCUGAGGACUGGGAAACCGCUUUUGCGCUUUGUCUCUUGA
This is a messenger RNA of Penaeus chinensis, 5770 nucleotides long. RefSeq lists its product as uncharacterized. The record is from RefSeq and is a predicted model, not a curated record. Bases 446 to 5770 code for a protein of 1774 amino acids. The transcript has 8 exons. NCBI's taxonomy places the organism in Eukaryota, Metazoa, Arthropoda, Malacostraca, Decapoda, Penaeidae.